Molecule: messenger RNA, 321 nt
Organism: Enterobius vermicularis (human pinworm)
Lineage: Eukaryota; Metazoa; Nematoda; Chromadorea; Rhabditida; Oxyuridae
Source: the annotation of a GenBank genome assembly
AUGGGUAACGCUGGAAAACUGAUUGUUGAGCAUAUUCCAAAAGCCUUCAGAUUCAUUGUGAAGUCUAAUGGUGCACAAGCAGUGCUGGACUAUCGAGUGUUGCCUAACAACAUAAUUGAAAUCUUUCAUACUGAGGUACCACCAGAAUAUCGCGGUAGGGGUAUUGCAAAACAGCUUUGUGAUAGCGCCUUCAAAUAUGCGGCUGACAACUAUUUAAAAGUGUAUCCAUCUUGUUCUUACGCAGAAAAAUACGCUAAAGAAACCAGCAACCAAGCUUUCAAGAAUCUCGUUGUUCAAAAUCCCAAAAUAGUUGGUUCGUAA